Messenger RNA from Dujonia railenensis, 996 nucleotides. The record is from the annotation of a GenBank genome assembly. Lineage: Eukaryota; Fungi; Ascomycota; Pichiomycetes; Serinales; Debaryomycetaceae.
AUGACUACUUCAUACAUGCACUUGGUGAGGCCAAACGUUUCAGCACCUGCUGCUUCUUCAGCUGCAUCCUCAUGUAACGUCAAAAUCCACACAUCUGCUCUCUUCCAAAUCUUGGAAAUCUUAUCGAAGCAAGUUUUGUCAAACAAUUCCUCUGGAACUUCUUCCAAGAGAAUUAUCGGUACUCUUUUGGGUUUGAGAAGUGACGAUGGGUCCGAAUUCGAAGUUAGAGAUGCGUUUAUGGUCACAUGUACUGAAACAGGAGAUUCCAUCGCUAUAGAUGAACAAACCCACAAGCAAAUGUACCAAUUAUACAAGAAAGCACAUCCAAAGGAACUGGUUUUAGGUUGGUUUGGAUCUUCAAACCAAGUCGAUUCCACUACAGCUUUAAUUCAUGACUUUUACUCAAAGGGUUCUGACAGAAGUUUCCCAUAUCCUGCCAUCUACUUAAACGUUGACUAUCAAUCUGAACAGGACUUGAAAUUGCCCGAACUCACCACAUAUAUUGGAGCAGCCAUUGCAGGUCAAAAUAACGGACCUACCAGAAUUGGCUGGAAGUUAAUUAACCAAACUUCCCUGUAUGUAUUCACUCCUAUUCCAAACCAAGUAAUUACCAAGCUGAUCACUGAAAAAUUGGCGUUAAACAAAUUAAAUGAAAUUGGUCCUGCACAGAACGAAUUGUUGUUGUCCAGCUCCGACUCUUCAAAGCAGUUGAAUCACUUAACUUUACAGUUGCAAGCGGUUGGAUUGACCAUCGAAAGCUUAUUAAACUAUAUAAAGGAACACAAGAAUGGAAAUGACGACGAUUCUAUCGAUUUGUUAAGAUUAUUAAGUAACAAUUUAUUGAACCGCCCACAGAGAUUAAGUAACUUAGAAGAGUUGGAGAGUAAGUUCAAGGCAUACAACCAGGACGUCAUAAUGAUUGAAUAUUUGACUAAGGCUGUCAAGGAACAAAUUGAAUUGAGUGCUAGAUUAACUGCGGAAGCCGACAAGAAAUAA